AUGUGCUGCAACUGCUGCAGUGUCCGUCAGCAGAAGAUCUGGGUCUUUAGCCUGGGUGGCCUGAUCCUGGCCUUCGGGAUUUUCCUGGCCACAGCCUGGCCGUUCGUGUACCGGCCGUGGCUUCGCAGUAUCAUGCCCCUGUCGCCGGGCUCCUUUAUCUACAAGCGCUGGGUCACCACGCCGGUGCCCCUGUACAGUUCGAUUUACUUGUUCAACUGGACCAAUCCGGAGGAUUUGGACACCGUGGGAGUGAAGCCCAACUUUGAGCAGCUUGGCCCGUACGUGUUCAGCGACUUCAAGGUUAAGGAGGAUUUGGUGUGGCAGCAGCCGGAGGUGACUUAUUACGGCAAGCGCACUUGGCACUUUCUACCCGAGAAAUCCAAUGGCUCGCUAGAGGAUGUGGUGGUGGCUCCGCACUUUGUGUCUUUGACAGCUGCCUCGUAUUCACGCCGAUUUCGACGUAUACUGCGCAAGGUCAUGAACUUUGCCCUCAAUCGCGAGGGCGGUGACAGCAAGAUGACCCACACAACCGGCGAGUGGCUCUUCGACGGCUACUACGAGAGCCUGCUGGACUUUGUGGAGCAACUCCACUCGCCGCUGCUGCCGAUCUACAGCAGCAACUUCAGCUGGUUCUACGAGCGGAACAACUCCAAGACGGCCGAGGGAAACUUCACCGUUCACACCGGCCGCGGAGACCUCAGCCAGUUGGGGGACAUUAUGCUCUGGAAGGGGGAGAACCACACAGGCUUUUACCCGGGCGAGUGCGGAAAGGUCAAUGGCAGUACUGGGGAGCUCUGGUCCCCGGAUCGCCGCUGGGAUCAGCCCACCACAAUUUUCCUGCCGGACGCGGCACGCUUCUUGAACUUGUUUCCCAAGGAGAACCUAACCAUCGACGGAGUGGAUGUCUGGCGGUAUGAGUCCACCAAUCGCACCCUCGACAACGGGCAACUGUCGCCGGACACCAAGUGCUUCUGUCUAGAGAACCGGGAGUGUCCUCGCAACGGAGUCCUGGAUUAUGGGCCACCGGCCUUUAACGGACCAUUCUACAUGUCCCACCCGCACUUUUAUCUCACCGACGAAAUGUACAGGGAGAACACCACUGGACUGAGACCGAACGCCUCGGAGCACGGCAUGCAUGUGAUUAUGGAGCCGACUCUGGGAAUCCCCCUUGACCUAAGGGGGCAGCUGAUGAUAAGUGUGCGGGUGCAACGGGAUGAAGCCAUCGACUUUUUCCAAAACGUUUCUUAUGACCAUUAUGCCCCUCUGUUUACGAUGCGAAUGCAUGGCGAGCUGGACGAGGACCUGACCAAGUUACUAAAGCUUGCUUUGGGUGCACCCCUCAUUGGCCAGUUUAUCGGAAUCGGAUUAAUUUUGCUCGGCAUUAUUAUAAUCUUAACUGGCGUGUUUGUCACAAAGAAUCAGAAGUGGUACCACCAACACAGGGAGCCAGAGGAGUCAAGUCGUAAUGCAAAAUUGGCUGACAAAUGAUUCAAAUGCACUUAGGGUGAUAAGAACCUUGAGCGGUCCGAGCCAAAGAAACAAAGCAGUAAUCUCCCUAUCAAUGGAAUUUUCUAGGCCUUUUUUUUAAAGCCAUUAUCGUCUUUAAAGACCGGACCAUAAAAAAUGCAAACUACGUGCUCGACUGGAUUAUCCAAUUUCGUUCAGGUGUUGCCCAGCUGCGGGAAUCUAGAAUUACACAAAAUUAUGGCCUUUCAAAUAUGCUAAAAUUUAUUAAUAUGUUAAUAAUUGUUUUUUGUUGUUCGCUCGUGAGGCUAGAAUCCUUGGGCACGUAAGCUGUAUACUUUAUGGCGUACGAACUCUUUCACCACAAAAAGCAAAAGGAACGGCAACGGCUUCAACAAGAAAGGCAGCAAAUACCAAACUGGAAAUUUGAAAAAUGCCAAAAGAAUAUUAUAAGCGACUAAUUUAUAU
This is a messenger RNA of Drosophila bipectinata, 1932 nucleotides long. RefSeq names its product protein croquemort. The record is from RefSeq and is a predicted model, not a curated record. Lineage: Eukaryota; Metazoa; Arthropoda; Insecta; Diptera; Drosophilidae. Gene Ontology annotation, cellular component: membrane; cytoplasm. Gene Ontology annotation, molecular function: scavenger receptor activity.